UAUAUCAGCUCAAACAGUUUCGUCUGUAUGUAGUGUGGUGGAACGUUGUUUAGGAGAAUUCACAGAAACAAGCAACAAUGCAUUGGAGUGGAGUUGCCAUCAUCGCACUAUUGCUACCUUACGGGGUUCUAGCAAUUGCUCUCCGGGAGCCACUUGUGGACACAGAUGUCAUUAUUGAUGGCACUGCUACCCUCCUGGCCACGGUGACAGACAACCCAAAUAAAUUUCCUAUUUCGUGGAGACGCCAAGACACACAGGAAGUGCUGACACUGGGAGAGUUUGUUUUUUCGACCCAACUGUACAUCCGAGAUCGAUACGACAUCCAGGUGUCUGGUGAAACAUACAUCCUGGUGAUUUCAAAUGUCGAAUUAAGAGAUGAGGGCAUCUUUGAGAUUGGUUUCAUACGUAAUACUCAAUUCGUGCUCCUUUCUUCUACUACAAUGAGUGUAUUAAUCCCACCAAAUCUUGGUUUUCCGGUGUGUAAUGUUAGUCCUGGUGGAACAGAAUAUCUCGUAGGACAAUCACUGACGUUGAGCUGUGAAUCUAAAGGAGGGAAACCCGUGCCCGACAUUGUUUGGUUCCGAAAUAGUAUUGAAUUAAAAAGAACCAGCUUAAGUAACAUUUUAAACCAUGAAGUAACACUAGAAACGUCUGAUGCUGGAGUAGUGUUUGAAUGCCGUCUGGCUGGUCCUGCUGUCAAAGAAACAUUAAGUUGCCAAACAAGACUUACGGUUGCAACCCCAACAGUAAGUCUGAGUCCGUCUGUUGUACAGGUUGAUGAAGGAAGCGAUGCUGUUUUCAACUGCGUUGGAGAAGGUGUUCUCUCCCCUGCGUACGUUUGGUCAAUUCCAACAGAUAUACCAAGCUCUCGUUAUGCAAUUGAAAACUCUAAUCGUCGGUUUACUCUCCUAAAGACUACGAUAGCAGACAACAAUGCGGUCAUACGGUGUGAAAUAACAAGUUCCGGAAAAAUAGUGGCUGGGAGGAGCGCAACACUUGUGAUUCGACCAGGACCAACUACAAAGCAACCGACAGUUGCUGCGACAACUAUGGGAACAACGACAGCUUCCACGACAAUAAGACCAACGACAAUACCUGCCACUACAAAAUUCCACACACCACAUGUAACAACACAGCUGCAGCAAACAUCUCCAGUUAAAAUUACCACGGCAGAUUCUGCAUCUACAAUAUCGAUAACCAUGAACCAAAUACUAGACAAGACAACAAAAUACACCGUGAUAAAAAGACAAACAACUUUAAGGAAGAUAGAAACGGCACCUCCUAAAACUUCUGAAAUUCCCGUCAGUUCGGAACUUCACACAACCUCGCAAAACGUUGUCACACGGUACAUAACAGAACCACAGGAUAUAUUUAUUACAACACCACUAAUUGACAGUACAGGAAAGAUAGAACCAACAAGUUUUACAACAGAAAAAAUGCAAAAAGCUGUUCCAAAACAAGAAAGUGACAGACGAAAUAGUCAACAUCUGGGAAUAAUUUUCGCUGCUGCAACUGCAAUGAUUCUUGUGCUGACUAUCGUGGUAUUUGCAGCUUUUUGUUUGGUUAUUUGCAAACCGCGUGCAAAGAAAAACUCAUUUAACGUGAGUAACAAUGCCUCUUCCUUGGCAGGAAGUGCUACAACACCUCCUUACGAUAGCGGCGUCUUUCGCCGUCAGUCUUCAUACUACACCGAUUGUGAGUUAAGAGAUUCUGUCAGCCAACGUGAAAGUCAAGCCAGUGCGACUGAAUCUGCGGCUGCAGUCACGAAUAUUACCUCUCCAGAAGACUUUUAUACAAUGCCGGCAAAACUUGGCAAGCCUUCGGUCAAGCUUUACCACAAAGCGUCAAGCUCCCACCCAGACUUCAGUACAUUUCGCCUUGUUGACGACAGUUUGUACCAUAACCUGAGUGCAAACUCGCUCGGCAAACGACCACGACCAGUGCCUGCACCUAAACCACCUAAGUCUUAUGCUAAAUAUGAAAACGUGUACCGAAACAACACGGGCCAAGAAGUGUUAGAGGCUGAAGAGGUUACGCCCUUACAAAGUUAUUCUGUGCCUCUCCAGAGCUCUGCUAUUUAUGAAAAUGGAAGAGACCUUCAAAAUUCUGCACUAUUGGGUAAUGACGCGCCUGCAUCCACAUCACCUGCUCCUAAAAAACCUAGUCCUGUGCCCUCGCCGCGUAACACGUCCGCCGAGUACACAUAUGAGGACGUGAUGAAGAUCGCAGACACGUUGUUACAUGAUUUGGAACAGAUAUCCUAGUGUAGACUUUCAUAAUUAAUUUAGGGGUAAUUGGUUUAAUGUCGACGGAUAUGAAUGAUAAAUAGACAGGUCAUCCACAGUUAUCACAAUAUAUUCUGAGAAUAUAGGGGUUUUCUAAGACAGUCAUUGAUUAUCCUUAUUGAAGAAAUUAACGUUUGCCUAUAUUACCAUGCCUUAAAUUAUUUUGUAUUACGACCUAACACAUGAAAAUAAUAUUUAGUUGAUACUUAUAAUAUUCUUCGGUAAACUGGAAAUGUUAUGAGUAUGUUUCUGCUGCCAAGAAAAACAAAGUUUAUUAAAUGCAUGUUAAAUAAUUGUUAAUGUAACCGCUAUUUUACUGGCAGCGGAAACGGUUUUAACCCAUACCCAAAGAGGUUAAAAUGUGAUCUUAACAUGCGUUCCGAAGGAAAUGUGACUGACGUGAUGCAUUAUUUAAAAAUAUAUUUGUAUUUAGUGUUCUCAUUAUUUUCGUAUAUAACUUUAUGUUCAUAAACAUUAGUACGAUAUGUUAAUUACAGAACAAAAGAAAAAUGUCAGUAAUUAUUAUAUUUAAGUUGAUUGAAAAUUACUUAUAACUAGUAAAUGGUGUUAGUUUCGUGGUGGUACGGUAGGGUGUGUCGGAGAGUCUGUGUAUUAAGAGUAAUCGGUUAUAUUUGUUCACGAGCACUAGAUAAGUCGGAAGGUGCGUUAGUGGACGGCGGCAGGCGUGUGUUGGUCUGUUGAAGGCAAUGGAUGUGCUGUUGGUCGCCAAUGGAUAUGUGUUUUACUAGUUAGUAUCUACAAUGAAUCAAUAUUAAAUGUUGAUAUAGAGUGUCGUAGCAGGUAGAAAACAAAAAAAAACUUUGUGUGAAGGCUCAACUAUUUAAAUUAUUUAUUUUGUUUAUUCAACAUUUUAUAAUGUGCAUAAAACAGAAACAAAUGUAAAUAUGCAAUAUAGCAAAAUGUAAAAAUAAAUAAUACAUCAAGCUGUUAGUUUUAAAUGUUUUGAUGUAACAAAAAUUGCCCGUAAUCCAAGAAUUUAUAGGCAAUUCAUUGUUCUUAAAUUACAUACGUCAUCAAUCAACACUGCUAAUUGGUCAUAUGUAACUUAUUCGGUCAAACAGAGAGAAUUGUGUCAAGUGCUAAAUGGUAAUAAUGCAAACUCGUGACCUAUACUCGACUCUUAUCUCACAAAUAAUUUCACGAAAACAUGGAUAAACAUUUUUUACCAUAAAAUAACUCAUUGAAUAUUUGCUUGCUUUCAUUGCGUUGAAAACGACCGCAGGAACGGUUGGAAUUAUCGUCGUUGAAUAAAUUAUGUAAUCCUUUAAA
Molecule: messenger RNA, 3575 nt
Organism: Anneissia japonica
Lineage: Eukaryota; Metazoa; Echinodermata; Crinoidea; Comatulida; Comatulidae
Product: flocculation protein FLO11-like
Exons: 1
Coding region: 78-2264 (728 amino acids)
Source: RefSeq, a predicted model, not a curated record